GUUAGGUUAGUGUAUCUAUGGCAUAGACAUACUGCGGUAGCCUUCUAAAGUAUCGUUAUGAGUUUCUUAUCAUCGGUGGAACAACCCGGCCGGUCACCCCGGGUUCAACUGCAGCUUUUCUGUUGUUUGAUUUUCUUCAACGUUCUGUAUUUUAUCAUCGGACUAGCAUGUGAAAUAACAAGUGCCUACAUCGGUAUCGCAUAUCGUGAUAAAGUAUACAGCAUUGCAGUAGAUACCGACAGCAUUAAUACCAUCGUAAUAGUGACAGCAGUGUUAGGACUUGCUCUUUUUAUCAUGACAAUCUAUGGUUGCUAUGCAUAUUCAAAGCGAUUCAAGUCUUCUGUGAUCUUGUUUACCAAGAUGCAUCUGCUUCUGUUUAUCAUCGUUAUUGUCGUAAGCAUUGUCAUUUUCUUGCUCAGUAGUCAGAAGUCAUUGUCAAGCCCGACUAGUAUACACCACUUGGACAAAUAUGGACAGCCUGGGUUCGAACAGUAUACAAGUCAAUGGGAUGAAUUACAAAUAGUGGGUUGCUUUGAUGUUGCACGAGAGUCGCUUUCAUCCAUCUACUAUAUCGUUAGUUCCAUACUACUAUUAGUCGGUAUUUUUCUGGGUUUUGGACUGUUUUUCUCAAUCCCAGUUUGUCGGUUUACGGUGUACUAUCAACACAUUAAUGUGCAUGAAACACAUCUAUGAAGUUAGCAAAAAGAAUUGUUUUACUUAUAACUUGUUGCUGGUGGUGAAAGUAUUACAGUAUUUAUUGCUUGUACUCAGUUAUUUAAAAAAAACUCUUUGGUCGUAUCAUUAUCAACAUGGUUUUUUAUAAGUUCAAUGUAAAAAGCGUUUGUGAAUAUUGUAAAUAUUUAUAUAUAAUAUAAAUGCAUUUCCAAUGAAUAUUUUAAAGAAAAAAUAAGUUUUGAAAAGUUAUGACUUACUAUAAGUAUUUAUAAAAGUCAUUGCUUUUACUUAGUCAUAUUACUACAAUCAUAAUAAAUACCGUACUAUAUAUUGAAUAUUGUAAAUAGGCCUAUUUAUAUAUAAAAUAUAGAGUUGUAUUUUGAAUGCAUAAUUCAUUAAAAUAAAGUUAUGAACCUGGGCAUUAUGGUAUAGAAUCCCGGCAACUUGGGUGAUUAUCCAUACUCGCAGAUUCUUCUCCUUUACCCUUAUAAUUAUAAAUAACAAUCCCGUUUGGAGCAACUAUUUUUUCACGCUCAAAGAUUUCUCAUCUUUAACGUUUAAUAUGUAUUUAUAUAUAUUUUCAGCAUUACCGAAAGACGGUUUUAGAGUUUAUCUCUUCCAUAUCAU
Anneissia japonica is the source of this 1302-nucleotide messenger RNA. RefSeq lists its product as uncharacterized. The coding region runs from base 58 to 693 and encodes 211 amino acids. The transcript is spliced from 5 exons. The record is from RefSeq and is a predicted model, not a curated record. Gene Ontology annotation, cellular component: membrane. NCBI's taxonomy places the organism in Eukaryota, Metazoa, Echinodermata, Crinoidea, Comatulida, Comatulidae.